AUGGAUGGAGUAGGAGCAAGAACCGGGCAGAAAAUAGAGGAUUCACAGAGGAGCAAGAAUCGGGCAGAAAAUAUAGACACAGGCACGGAGGCUGCCUCCGCUAAUGCAGAGGCUGCCUCCGCACACGGCUUCCGCUUGUCCUCCGCACACGGGUUCUACAUUUUUCCUCAUGUUGACAGUUUGCUUGACAGCAAUGGAUUGCAGAGAGGAUCUGAGCAAUGGAAAAAUGAACAAUCUUUCCAUCAACCAACAAUGGGUGAUGGAGUUGCUUCCUUUAGUUCAGAAGAAGAGGGUCCUGGAAUAGAAGGCUUUCAAAUUAUUGGGGAGGCUAAACCAGGAUGUAAACUCUUAGGCUGUGGAUAUCCUGUACGCGGAACUUCUCUUUGGGCCACUAAUCCAGAUUAUGUAGAGACAGUUGAUGAUGUGGACAAACUUAUAGCCAUUGAAUGCAUACCAAUGAAUGAACAAGAACAACAGGGUUAUAUUACACGGCUGCACCAAGAAGAAUUCUGGUAUUAUGUGAGAUUUAGUUUAGAUGUGCUUCAAUUUAAUAUUUUUUUGUUCCUUUAA
This is a messenger RNA of Fraxinus pennsylvanica, 570 nucleotides long. NCBI's taxonomy places the organism in Eukaryota, Viridiplantae, Streptophyta, Magnoliopsida, Lamiales, Oleaceae. The record is from the annotation of a GenBank genome assembly.